Molecule: messenger RNA, 11142 nt
Organism: Oncorhynchus keta (chum salmon)
Lineage: Eukaryota; Metazoa; Chordata; Actinopteri; Salmoniformes; Salmonidae
Product: zinc finger protein 704-like
Exons: 9
Coding region: 205-1812 (535 amino acids)
Biological process (GO): regulation of transcription by RNA polymerase II
Cellular component (GO): nucleus
Molecular function (GO): DNA-binding transcription factor activity; RNA polymerase II cis-regulatory region sequence-specific DNA binding
Source: RefSeq, a predicted model, not a curated record
CUCACCAGGCUGCACCAGUGGUCUGGACACGCAGGGGAGUGGAGGCGUGGUAUUUUAUUUGACUAAAUAACUAAACAAUCUUUAACUGUACCGUAGAACAGCGGUAACAGACGGAGAUCGAUUCCAGGCAAUCCCGAUAAAUGUAUUUUAUUACAGAUAUCUGCACUAAAAUCUAUAGAAAGCGGGUCAUCUUUCUCUAGUCCAAUGAUGAAUUCUAAACGUCUGCUUGACAUGUCCGCUGUUGGAAUACGUCUCGGGGGCGCUUCGAAACAAGCCGGUAUUGAUCAGCAUGCAGAGGGGUUCAAGGGACGCAAAAUUACUGUCGCCGCCACUGCGGACAGCGAUGUCAUUCUGGCGUGCAAGAAUGGUCCCGCAACGGGAGCAGUUUUCUACAAAUUCGUGUUGGAUGAUGGAUCUUUAAGAGAAUGUACAAGACAGGACACCGUCCUCAAUGCGAAUGACCUGUCAUCAGGGAGAGAAAAAUACCACCUGAAUAAAGCAGGUUGUGGCGGGGAGGCAGAUGAAAGAAACAGUGGUCUGACUGGGAUCCUUACUAACGGCAGUCCCACACACUCCCUGAUCCGGAAAGGGCAGAAGGCGGACAAACACAUGCACUCGGAGGCGAGGGACCCGCUGGUGCCCAGCGGUUGCCAGGCAACAAAUGGACAGCAAGUUCCACCUGAGGAGAGAGACCCUCAUCCCUCCUCCCAAAUACCUGUCCCCCGACGCAGGAAACCUUCAGGUCUUGCUGAUAAGGAGGUGAUGGCUGCUACCGUCCUGACAUCACUGUCCACCUCUCCUCUGGUCCUCACCCAUACCCAGACAGCCUCAGCUGCAGUUCCGGAGCCAGCCAGCAGAGGGUGGAAGGAGGUGCUGUCAACGAGCUACAGCAGCUCUACCAGUGGCAACUGGAGCUGGGACACCAGCGACCAAUCGGUGCCCUCCACACCGUCCCCGCCUCUCUCCAACGACACCAGCAAGAGCUUCUUGCUCUCCUCCCAGAGUGAUAAUGUCAUCGACGACGUCAAAGAGAGCACGCACUUCUUGUUUGAGGACCCCAUACCCCGGAAGCGAAAGAACUCCGUGAAGGUGAUGCUCAAGUGCUUGUGGAAGAACUGUGAAAAGGUCCUCAGCACCUCUUCAGGGAUCCAGCGACACAUCCGCACCGUCCACCUGGGGCGGAACUGUGACUCGGACUACAGUGACGGGGAGGAGGACUUCUACUACUCAGAGAUCGAGGUCAACAUGGACAGCCUAUCAGAGGGCUUGUCCAGCCUCACGCCCACCUCCCCCACCACUACUGGCCCUCCCCCCAUCUUCCCCCCUUUCUCCCAUGCCGCCUUUGUUCCCCGCUCUGAGCCCGCCCACAUCGUCAUGAGGGGACCGCAGGGUCAUGCCCCUAGUCUGCUCAGCCAAUCGGCUCCCUCCACGCUCUGCCAUAUCCGCACUGACCACGCCUACCAGGCCACUGCUCCUGUGAGUAUUCCUGUGUGUUCGGAGCAGGCUGAUGGGAAUAGGGAUGGGAUCAGUGUGUCCUGGCAGUCCCCUCCUGUCAUUUUUAAAGGCUUAACGGGGCCGUUGACUCACAUCCGCACGGUGAGCUUCGGGGAGAAGAGACAGCCAGCCCCUCACACACACACCACCAUCUGCAAGACACCUCCCUUUACUGCCCCCCUGCCCAAACCAGCACCAGGAAUCAGGAAACCCCGCGGAGAGGCCAAAAAGUGCCGGAAAGUGUAUGGCAUGGAGAAGAGGGACAUGUGGUGCACAGCCUGCCGCUGGAAAAAAGCCUGUCAGCGAUUCACUGACUGAACCCCAGUACAUCACUGGGAUGGACUCUUCCUCUGCCAGCGCUUCAAUGAGGUGUCAUCUUCCACUGAGGAGAUGUGGGGGUUUCUCCGUGAUGAAGCCCCUCAGAGCACGCACUGCUUCCUCCUGACCAGCAGGGGGCUCUCUGCUCGCUUCUCCUAGUCCUCAGACGGCUGAAUUCACAAAACACAACAACUAACUGAUGAAAAAGGCAAAAAAGAAAAAUGAAUUUGGCUUUGGAAGAAUUGUUUUUCUUUCUAAUGAUGAGACUUUUUAGGUAAUCAAAAAAAGGAAAAUAUUAUUCAAAACCUUUUUGAUUUGUUUUGUAUUUUCUAAUUUUGUCUGCCUUCACUGUAGGGGAAAGAUUUCAACUAAGCUUUUUGCUAUUGUGUACGUAUAGUUUUUUACCGGUCCGAGUAUCAUGUAAGCUGCUGUGUUUGGGUUCAUAAGAUCCUGAUACCGCUCCCUUGUCAGCCUCUUUCAAUGCAUCUCUGUUAAUGUUUUAUAUCUAAAAUCUCACUUCGGGGCUUUUAUUCCAAUGGAUCGUUUUCAAAUUUCAACUGUCACUCUUUUGAAAAGGGCAGUAAGUCUACCAAAGGAAAAACUGAUCAGAAUAUCGCUGAGAAUUUAGAUGCUGCUUGUUAAGAUGAUGUUCAUAUCCAAGUGUUAUGGAAUAACACAUCACAUGCUCUUAUAGGAAUUCAACUCAGAAACUCUAAUCAUGUUGUUUGGGAAGUAAAUCAUCCGUAGCUACUCAUCAUAAGAUUCUUGCUUUUUUGCAUAGAUAUGAAACACACACUCUUCCAUCUGAUUGCACCAAAUGUUACAUUUUGAAUGUACAGUUUAUAAAGAUAUCUAUUUCCCUUUCUUCCUUUCCUCUGAUAUGCAUCUUUCAGAAACAACACAUCUUUCAACAGAUCACUGUAAACUUUGUAACUAAAGUGUUUCCUCUCAUUUCUUACAUGUGUUUUCAGCGAUCAGUUGCCAAGGCAACUAGUAGUUGCAAAGUGUAAUCGCCAGGGUUCGGAAAAUCUCUUGAAAAUCGCUUUGAUUAAUCAGCUCUAUUGUUGAUAACCGUUAUCGUCGACAACAUUAAGCUCUGCUGUAACGCUGCUGGCUACUCAGUGUUCAUUUUCUGGCUAUCAUCAUGGACAUAGAAUACUCAUUCUCUGUGGGUACUGUACCAUAGUCAGUCCUACUCAACCCUCACUCCCAGUUACAGCUCUUAACUGGUAUCUGAUGGCGUUGAAAUCAAGAUGUUUGUCUCCAAGGGAUUGUUUACUUCCCUUGUACCUGGAUUCCUGAUCAGACAUGAGAGCAGAUGUAUAUUUUUAAACAGAUGUAUUUUUCUACUCUAGCUACUGUUUUGAUUGUUGCCAGCUCUUUGAAUGUAGUCUCUGCAGGCUCUCUCUUUCUGCUCCCAACACUGACUACUAGCCAUUACACAAGUUACAACAGCACACACACACACACACACACACACACACACACACACACAGGACUCUAAAUGAACUGGUGCUCCCAGUUUUUAAAAGUUAGGAGCACCACAUAAACUGUAUGAGCACCAGAUUAUAUUGUUUAAUUGAGAUGCAGCCUAUAUUAAUUCUCCUUUUGAAGUUGCGGUCCUGUCGAUAGGCUAUAGAAAGAAUAACAGUAAUAUGGGUCAGAUCAUUUUAACUGGGGUAGAAACAAGAUAUUUUUGCUGUAGUAAUGGUUCAACCAUGAUGCUAACUUUUUUUUCUCUAAGGGACUCUGAAUCAACAGUACUGCGAAGCCUAAUCAUUACAACAAUUAUUAUUUGGGAUACUUUGUUUUUUAUAGGAGCACAGUACCCAAUGCACGCAUGUGCACAUCCUGUAGUGCCACCUGGCCUCUUACCUCAGCUCACCUUGAACUUGUUUCGAUGACAACGGCCACAGUCAGUGGCAGUGUUCGACAGCAUCAAAACUACUGCAGGCAACUGCCUGCCAACUGACUGAUCUACAAAUCACCUUCCAUCAUAAAUAUCGACUCAUUCUUAUUUAUAGAUCAGUCAGUCACAAUUUACCCAUGAAAUAUAUUGCGUCUUUUAUCCUAUCGAACACAGCCUAUGACUUUCCAGUCGUUGGCUGUCUUACACAUCUGUUGUCAUGUUGACACAUGCGCUCUCAGCUGUCACAUAUUCUCAUUGACAUGACAUCAGUAGCCAUUCUAAGACAGCUGGCCGUGACUGUUAUAUCUUGUUGUUUUUUGGGUACAACAAACAAGCAAUCGAACCAACGGGAUUCCUUUUGGGGCUCUAUUCAUCCAUAUCCCUGAAUCCGUACAGAUUGCGUACUGGUAAUUUCCGAUUGAGCCGACAUAUGCAGAGUUUAUGAGUGAAUGUUAACAGGGAAUGUUGCCUUUACAUUUACAUUCCACUGUCACGCUGAACUUUAAGAGAGCCAUGCCAUGUCAGUCUUUUCCUUGAUAACCAUUACCAACAAAUAUGGUCAUGCUUGCUGGCUAGUAACCUUGCUGUCAGGCAUUCUGUCUGAGAGAGAGAAGCUGUGUCUUACAGUACCUCACUGGUCAGAGUGGAGAGUAGGCUGGUAAUUAAUGGUCAGAAACUUCACAAGUGCCAAUGAAAAUAACAUUACGAGGACAAAUGAUGUACCUAAAGAAAUUGCACUAACUUGCACUGCACAAAGAAAAACAUUUAUACAUGGACAUUUUAUAUACACAGAUUUUGAAGUGAAGUUUAAUUUGAGGUUUUAUUUUGGGUCGUCACUGCUUUAGUGUUAAAAUGGGGUUUCAGGGAUGGGGCUUCUACACCUCUUGGGUCCCCCCAUAAGAACGUUCUGAACCUGUAUGUCUAGUUCUCUCUGUGUGUGGUGUACACAGCCCAAUGGGGCCCACAAUGUUGUCUGGAAUAGAGUGGUACUGGAUGCAGCCUUGGGAAAAAGGCUUCCAAAAGGGUUCUUCGGCUGUCCCCAUAGGAGAACCCUAUUGGGUUCCAGGUAGAACACUUUUUGUUUUCUAGUAGAACCCUUUUGAGUUCCAUGUAGAAGUCUGUGUGGAAAUGGUUUUACCUGGAACCAAAAGGGCUCUCCAUGGAACCAAUAAGGGUUCUUUAAAGGAUUAUCCAAUGGGAACAGACGAAGAACCAUUUGGUUAUAGAUAGCACCUUUUAAGAGUGUAGUACAGCACGGUACUUUGUGAGUAAGGGUUUCCCCUCAACCUUGUUAUUGUGUCACCAAGAUGACCCCUGAAGUCACAUCUCAGGCAGUCUGCCCUAACUUGGUAUGGGGGGAAACUGGUCCAGCAUUAUCCAUCAGUCAUUCAAUGGUUGCUUGUUGUCGUCUUCGGAACAGAUCGUUUCAAGGACAUGGGGUUUCCUACACAGCCUACUCAUAUACUGCUUCCAGAAACAUUGGGUUUAGUCUUGGCAAGUGGCUUUUUCACAUUUUAUUCCAGAUGAGAGAAGAGGUUUUAUUUCCGGACUCCUAUUUUGGACUCCUGUCUGAUUGUGAUUUGAUUUUAAGUGAGCACUUAAACACACCCGCUCAGCUCUCUCUGUCCAUCCCCCAGCCAAAGCACCUGACACUUCUCCACCAAUUGACUGGCAGCAGAUUGGCCAGUCAUACUUUUGAUUUGCACCAGAGCAAUCAAGUCCAUUGUUCUCAAUUUCAGUCACCCUAUCCCCGCCACAAACCUGCAUGUCAUUUUUUAUUGCACUAAAUUGGCCUUAUGGGUCACUGGCCAGGGCUAAUGCAAAGGGAACACUCUUUAUUUAAUUGUUACCUGCCAGCAGCAUCCACUGCUGGCUUUCCUCUGAAGCUAAGCAGGGUUGGUCCCUGGAUGGGAGACCAGAUGAUUCUGGAAGUGGUGUUGGAGGUUCAGUAGGAAGCACUCUUUCCUCUGAAGCUAAGCAGGGUUGGUCCCUGGAUGGGAGACCAGAUGCUUCUGGAAGUGGUGUUGGAGGUUCAGUAGGAAGCACUCUUUCCUCUGAAGCUAAGCAGGGUUGGUCCCUGGAUGGGAGACCAGAUGCUUCUGUAAGUGGUGUUGGAGGUUCAGUAGGAAGCACUCUUUCCUCUGAAGCUAAGCAGGGUUGGUCCCUGGAUGGGAGACCAGAUGCUUCUGUAAGUGGUGUUGGAGGUUCAGUAGGAAGCACUCUUUCCUCUGAAGCUAAGCAGGGUUGGUCCCUGGAUGGGAGACCAGAUGCUUCUGGAAGUGGUGUUGGAGGUUCAGUAGGAAGCACUCUUUCCUCUGAAGCUAAGCAGGGUUGGUCCCUGGAUGGGAGACCAGAUGCUUCUGGAAGUGGUGUUGGAGGUUCAGUAGGAAGCACUCUUUCCUCUGAAGCUAAGCAGGGUUGGUCCCAGGAUGGGAGACCAGAUGCUUCUGGAAGUGGUGUUGGAGGUCCAGUAGGAGGCACUCUUUCCUCUGGUCUAAAAAAAAAUAUAUGUAACCUAGGGCAGUGAUUGAGGACAUUGCCCUGUGUAGAGUGCUGUCUUUCAGAUGGGAUGUUAAAUGGGUGUACUGAUUCUCUGUGGUCACUAAAGAUCCCAUGUCACUUAUUGUAAGAGUAUGUUAACCCUGGUGUCCUAGCUAAAUUUCCAAUCUGGCCCUCAUACCAUUAUGGCCACCUAAUCAUCCCCAGCUUCCAAUUGGCUCAUUCAUCCCGGUGUAACUAUUCCCUAGGUUGUUGCUGUAAAUGAGAACGUGUUUAGGGGACCUGAGGCUUUGGAAGGCUUUGAUUUGGUGUGUUUGGAGAACUGGGGCUUUAUGAUCGGUGUUGAAAGAGGAAGUGGGACAAGCAGUGACGAUUAUUAGAUAUGGAUUUGUAGUUUCAGGGCAUAUGCACCGUAAAGAGAACCGUGGUGCUAUUUUCAUGUUGUUUUCUUUGUUGUAUUUCUGUUAUAUAAAAAGGAAACUUUCUCAAGUCGAUUUGCUCAGAAUAUUUUUUUCCUUCCUGUUUUUUAAAGGGCAAUUGAGAAGCUAUAUUGAAUAUAACAUGUACAUACUUCUAUAUUGCAGUUUAGGGGAAAAGGGGAGAAAAAACGUUGAAGAAUUUGAAAUGUACAAAAAGAAAAGCUUGUUUUCUUUCUUGUAACGCUGGCUAGUUUCUACUGCCUGUAGAGAACUGUUAGUGCGCUCUGUCUUCAGUAUCGCAAAACAUUUAACAUACACACUAACAGUUGGACCUAUCAUGUGUGUAUCAUAUCUAUACCACAACCAUGCAGUAUUGCUUCACCUUCUUACAUUGUGCAAUGAUGUGCUUUAAUUGGAACAAGAACUAACUUGGCCUUUUGAUGACCUUUCUUUGAGCCACCUGUGUGGGAUCUAUUACGAAUGCAUUCAUUGGCAUGUCGGCGUUUAUUUGGGCAGUUAUAAUGAGUCCUUGGCCAUUAUGAAUGCUUAUAGUGGUCCAUAUACUGCACUCUUCCCACUUAGUGUAAAGCAUAUAAUGAAUAUGUUUAUGAAGGCGUAAUGCAUUUGUUAAGGUGGUCAUAAGGGACCAUGAGCUGUUGUGAAUGCUUAUGACAAGUCUUAUAAUACACUAUGGAGUGAUUGACUGUGCUAUAUUUGCAGUCAUAAUGAUUUGUACACGAUUCCUAAAAUCUGCUACCUACCUUUUCUGUCUCCCUUCCUGCCAAAUAUGGAUUUAUCAGAAUACGUGUUGUUGUUAUUAUCUUUUGAGGUAAUGUUGUAUGUAAUGAGGAAGUGUGUUAUCCAGAGAAAUAGAAUUCUAGUUUCAUGGUUUUACCUUUGGCGAUUCUGUUUCCUGUCCUGCACAUUCCAACAGGCCGCUUGCCUUGGUGUCUGUCUGUUCCGUACCUGUACAUUUCCCUGUCAUUACUUCAGUGACUUUCUCUCCAUCUCCUCCUCUAUUUCUCUCCAUUAUGUACCUUUCUCUUUCAAAAUGUACUGUAGUCCCAAGUCAUUACCCAGUAUAUUAAGCUAACCAAGCCCUUGAAAUAUGUUCUGUGAUUCUAUUCUUUGUUUUCUUUUUGAAUGUCGAUGUUGUCGAGUCCAGCCCAACAGCUCAGCAACAGCAAAGCCAAUGGAUCUCCAUCCAAAUGUAAUUCAUCGUCAUGGCAGCUCCGCUCAACUCUGUGCUUCUUCUUCUACCGUACUCGUAAUCGACAUACCUAUUUGAUCUGUUUGUCUUUCUGUCACUAUAUUACCUGUUUUUACCUGUCUUUGAUCUGUUUGUCUUUGUCACUGUUUUACCUGUCUUUGAUCUGUUUAUCUUUCUGUCACUGUUUUACCUGUCUUUGAUCUGUUUGUCUUUCUGUCACUGUUUUACCUGUCUUUGAUCUGUUUGUCUUUGUCGCUGUUUUACCUGUCUUUGAUCUGUUUGUCUUUGUCACUGUUUUACCUGUCUUUGAUCUGUUUGUCUUUGUCACUGUUUUACCUGUCUUUGAUCUGUUUGUCUUUGUCACUGUUUUACCUGUUUUAUCUGUAUUUGAUCUGUUUGUCUUUGUCUCUGUUUUACCUGUCUUUGAUCUGUUUGUCAUUGUCGCUGUUUUACCUGUCUUUGAUCUGUUUGUCUUUGUCACUGUUUUACCUGUCUUUGUCACUGUUUUACCUGUUUUAUCUUUCUUUGAUCUGUUUGUCUUUCUGUCACUGUUUUACCUGUCUUUGAUCUGUUUGUCUUUGUCGCUGUUUUACCUGUCUUUGUCACUGUCUUACCUGUUUUAUCUGUCUUUGAUCUGUUUGUCUUUGUCACUGUUUUACCUGUCUUUGAUCUGUUUGUCUUUGUCGCUGUUUUACCUGUCUUUGAUCUGUUUGUCUUUGUCACUGUUUUACCUGUCUUUGAUCUGUUUGUCUUUGUCACUGUUUUUACCUGUCUUUGAUCUGUUUGUCUUUGUCACUGUUUUACCUGUUUUAUCUGUAUUUGAUCUGUUUGUCUUUCUGUCACUGUUUUACCGGUCUUUGAUCUGUUUGUCUUUGUCACUGUUUUACAUGUUUUACCUGUCUUUGAUCUGUUUAUCUUUCUGUCACUGUUUUACCUGUUUUACCUGUCUUUGAUCUGUUUGUCUUUGUCACUGUUUUACCUGUCUUUGAUCUGUUUGUCUUUGUCACUGUUUUACCUGUUUUACCUGUCUUUGAUCUGUUUGUCUUUCUGUCACUGUUUUACCUGUCUUUGAUCUGUUUAUCUUUCUGUCACUGUUUUACCUGUUUUACCUGUCUUUGAUCUGUUUGUCUUUGUCGCUGUUUUACCUGUCUUUGAUCUGUUUGUCUUUGUCACUGUUUUACCUGUUUUACCUGUCUUUGAUCUGUUUGUCUUUCUGUCACUGUUUUACCUGUCUUUGAUCUGUUUGUCUUUCUGUCACUGUUUUACCUGUUUUACCUGUCUUUGAUCUGUUUGUCUUUGUCGCUGUUUUACCUGUCUUUGAUCUGUUUGUCUUUCUGUCACUGUUUUACCUGUCUUUGAUCUGUUUGUCUUUCUGUCACUGUUUUACCUUUUUACCUGUCUUUGAUCUGUUUGUCUUUCUGUCACUGUAUUACCGGUCUUUGAUCUGUUUGUCUUUGUCACUGUUUUACAUGUUUUACCUGUCUUUGAUCUGUUUAUCUUUCUGUCACUGUUUUACCUGUUUUACCUGUCUUUGAUCUGUUUGUCUUUGUCACUGUUUUACCUGUCUUUGUCACUGUUUUACCUGUUUUAUCUUUCUUUGAUCUGUUUGUCUUUCUGUCACUGUUUUACCUGCCUUUGAUCUGUUUGUCUUUGUCACUGUUUUACGUGUUUUACCUGUCUUUGAUCUGUUUAUCUUUCUGUCACUGUUUUACCUGUUUUACCUGUCUUUGAUCUGUUUGUCUUUGUCGCUGUUUUACCUGUCUUUGUCACUGUCUUACCUGUUUUAUCUGUCUUUGAUCUGUUUGUCUUUGUCACUGUUUUACCUGUCUUUGAUCUGUUUGUCUUUGUCGCUGUUUUACCUGUCUUUGAUCUGUUUGUCUUUGUCACUGUUUUACCUGUCUUUGAUCUGUUUGUCUUUGUCACUGUUUUACCUGUCAUUGAUCUGUUUAUCUUUCUCACUGUUUUACCUGUUUUAUCUGUAUUUGAUCUGUUUGUCUUUGACGCUGUUUUACCUGUCUUUGAUCUGUUUGUCUUUGUCACUGUUUUACCUGUUUUACCUGUCUUUGAUCUGUUUGUCUUUGUCGCUGUUUUUACCUGUCUUUGAUCUGUUUGUCUUUGUCACUGUUUUACCUGUUUUAUCUGUAUUUGAUCUGUUUGUCUUUCUGUCACUGUUUUACCGGUCUUUGAUCUGUUUGUCUUUGUCACUGUUUUACAUGUUUUACCUGUCUUUGAUCUGUUUAUCUUUCUGUCACUGUUUUACCUGUUUUACCUGUCUUUGAUCUGUUUGUCUUUGUCGCUGUUUUACCUGUCUUUGAUCUGUUUGUCUUUGUCACUGUUUUACCUGUUUUACCUGUCUUUGAUCUGUUUGUCUUUCUGUCACUGUUUUACCUGUCUUUGAUCUGUUUGUCUUUCUGUCACUGUUUUACCUGUCUUUGAUCUGUUUGUCUUUGUCGCUGUUUUACCUGUCUUUGAUCUGUUUGUCUUUGUCACUGUUUUACCUGUCUUUGAUCUGUUUGUCUUUCUGUCACUGUUUUACCUGUCUUUGAUCUGUUUGUCUUUCUGUCACUGUUUUACCUUUUUACCUGUCUUUGAUCUGUUUGUCUUUGUCACUGUUUUACCUGUCUUUGUCACUGUUUUACCUGUUUACCUGUCUUUGAUCUGUUUGUCUUUGUCACUGUUUUACCUGUCUUACAUAUGUUUGUCUUUCUCUGUCACUGUUUUACCUGUCUUUGAUCUGUUUGUCUUUCUGUCACUGUUUUACCUUUUUUACCUGUCUUUGAUCUGUUUGUCUUUGUCACUGUUUUACCUGUCUUUGUCACUGUUUUACCUGUUUACCUGUCUUUGAUCUGUUUGUCUUUCUGUCACUGUUUUACCUGUUUACCUGUCUUUGAUCUGUUUGUCUUUGUCACUGUUUUACCUGUCUUUGUCACUGUUUUACCUGUUUACCUGUCUUUGAUCUGUUUGUCUUUGUCACUGUUUUACCUGUCUUACAUCUGUUUGUCUUUAUUUUUGAACUGUCUACAUGUUUUUCUCCUGCUGUGCCAUGUCUUUACCGAGCCUUAUUGUUGGCUGCAGUGAAACUGACCUUAUUUGUGUUUCUUUAUUAUCUUGGUCGUGUUAAUUGAUUGAUUGGUGUUCUCUCAUUAUGUGUAGAAGAGGGGUUUGUUUGAUUGCUUAUGUCUGUCUGUGACAUCAAGUGGAUGGAUGACUUGAUGUCAUGAUGAAGAUGAUGUUGAAAAUAAGGCAGGUGAUGUAAAUGUGAUAGAGAGAAAAUAAACACAAAUGGAAUGGAA